UUUGGCAACGUAGUAGCAUUCGUUUCUUAAGGGCUGUUACAGCCGCCCUUUUCUUUCUGUUGGAAGAACUUUAAUCUCAGAAUUUAGCGGAGCUUGGAGGCGCAGGCAGGCACUCACAAUGUCUCGAAAUUUCUCUGACAUGGGUAACAAGAAGGAACAUGUUAAAAUCACAAGUGAGCGGAAGCCGGGGUUUCUGGAGCGCCUCAGUGAAACAUCUGGGGGGAUGCUCAUUGGGUUGGCCACAUUUGCACUGUCUUUCUACAUUCUCUUUACCAAUGAGGGCCGAGCUUUGAGGACAGCUACCUCUCUUGAUGAGGGGCUUUCUCUGGUGGUCCCACUUGAUGACAUCCAGACUAUAUUACAAGAAAAUGACCACAAACUUGUGCACCUCUCAGGCACCCUUAGAACAUUAAAGCCUUUGUAUGAUCCCAGCUAUGGGCUCUCCGUCCGGGCUGUCAAGCUUAAACGUCAUGUGGAAAUGUAUCAGUGGGUAGAACAUGAAGAAUCCAAGGAUUAUGAAGAAAAUGGUGAACUUAAGACAGAAACAAGAUACUCAUAUAAUACUGAAUGGAAAUCAGAAGUUGUAAACAGCAGAAACUUUGAUCGAGAAAUUGGCCAUAAAAACCCCAGUGCCAUGGCUGUUGAAUCUUUCACUGCAGUUGCUCCUGAGGUCCAAGUGGGCAAAUUUUUUCUUUCUAAAGGCCUCAUUGAGAAGAUUGAUAACUUCAAACAGAUGAGCUUGUCAAACCUGGAAGAUCCGCAUGCUGAUGUAAUCCGCUCUGGGGAUUACUUCUUUCACAGUGAGAAUCCUCGACGUCCAGAAGUCGGAGACCUUCGUGUUUCCUUCUUUUAUUCAGGUUUGAGUGGAGACUCAUCCCACUUGGGGCCAGCAGAUACGGUGACAAUAAUUGCUCGGCAAAGAGGGGACCACUUGGUUUCAUACAAAACCAAAUCUAGUGAUACUUUGGAGAUUCUUUAUCUUGAUGAGCUCUCUGCUGAGGAGGUGUUCCAGAAGGAGCAUGAGAGUAACAGCAUGAAGACUUGGGGUCUACGUGGAGCUGGCUGGCUGGCUAUGUUUGUAGGCAUCAAUCUUAUGAUGAGAAUUUUUUAUACCCUAGUGGACUGGUUUCCAGUAGUCCGGGACCUGGUUAAUGUUGGCCUGAAAGCAUUUGCCUUUUGUCUGGCCACUUCUUUAUCCCUGCUAACUAUUUCAGUGGGGUGGUUCUUCUACCGGCCACUCUGGGCAAUGCUGAUUGGGCUGCUGGCUGUAGUUCCCAUUGUGAUUGCGAGGUCCCGAGUUCCACCAAAGAAGCAGCAGUGACAGGGUGAGGAAUGUGCCUCUGCACCUGAAUCUCUUUGGAGCCUUGACACAUCCAAAACAUCUAUCCUGCUUGAAGCUAGGAGGAUCGCUUUAUUUAUGUGCUUAAAACAAAACUUGACAAAGCAGUACAUACAAUUAAUACCAAAGAUUUUAUAGUCAACUUAGCCGCACAAUUAUUUGUACAGUUUUUAUUAUGUAAUCAAGUGAAAAGUGGUUGUUUUUCUACUAAAUUGAUAAAACUUGAGAUGCAGCUAUUUUUGAGCAUAUAAUUGCUACAUUUAUGUGGCUGUAACUUUCAUAGUAUCUGCCAGUCCUUAUAAGGGAAGGAUAGGUGGAGUGUAACCUUGGUGGCGAUCAGGAGAGGUUUUAUAAUAGUAUGUAAAUCUUUUAUAAUCUUUUUCUUCUACCUUGCCAUUUUAUUUUUUGUUACCAUUUUUGUUUCUUGCUGUCUUUAUAGUUCAUUUAUUUCUAGUUUGCUUGUGCAUUUAAGUUACCCUAAAUCUGAAACUUUCAGCAUUGUAAAGGUCACCCCUGUAUCCUUGUCAGGGUGCUUACUGACACUGGCGUGUGUAUGUUUGCUAUUACCACUGAGCUGAAAUUCUAAGCAAAUAGAGUUUUGUCCAUUUAGCUUGCAUUUUGGGGAGCCUUUUUUUAAGAAUUAAAAAAGGAUGGUAGAUGUUAAAUUAACUCCAUUGGGUUUGUUUCUGUAUGUGAAAUGUAAAUGUGAAGGAAUUGUUUCACUUACCAGUAACUGCAUUUUAAUGGCUCAGUUAAGGAAAUUAAGACUUCUCGGACUGUCACUUUACAAUGGAUGCGCAUAAACACCCAUAGGAGAUACUCAGCUCUGUAUUCUGUAAGGUCUGGAAUAAGCUGAAAUGUACUAUCGGAGCUUGUAAAUCAUAAUUAUUAACUGCAGUGAAUUAAAAGGGAAUGUUUUUAUGUAGAGACAUCAUUGCAGAUCUAUCCCUAUCUUGCCUGUCCUAUUCUUACAGUGCAAUCCUAAGAAGAGUUACUCUAGUCUAAGCCCAUUGAAAUCAAUGGUCUUAGAUUGGACUAACUCUUUUUAGGAUUACACUGUUAGGGCAAUAUAGAUGGUUUUUCUUUCUUCCAUCUUUACAAGAACCCUAUGAGAUUAAGCUGUAUGGAUCUGUGUGCAACUUUAUGAGCUUCAUGGCAGAGUAGGGAUUUGAACUUGACUCUUCCCACUCUUAGAGCCAAGCUACAAGAAACGAAUUACAGGAGGAGGAGCGCGUGAAGGGAGUUGCAGUGUUCGCCGGGAAGCUGCGUUUUAAAAGAGAUCGGAAGGCUUUAUUAAUUUCCCCUCUCUGCAGAGCCAGGGAAAUGGACUCAGAGGGUUUACUUCCUCUUCGCCUCUUAGAAGGGGAGGUGAAACUGACAGAGCCUUAGGGUGACAAACAGGAAAGUAACAAACUUUCUGAGCAUCUCCCUGGCUCUGUAGAGAGGAGAAAUUAACAAAGCCUUCCAAUCUCUUUUAAAACUCAGCUUCCGGGCUAACUUUGCGACUCCCUUCAUGUGCUCCUCCUCGUGUAAUUCAUCUCUUGUAGCUUGGCUCUUAGCCCGACUGUCUAUUCUCCGUUUCUGCGUUUUUCACGCUUUUGUUGUGAUCUACUGUAUUUGGAAAGAUAGGUUAGUCUUAAAAUUAUGUUCUUCCUGUGUCCUUACGGUGAUAUGAUGGGUUAGUAUUUUAACAGCUGAGUCAAUCCUGUGUGAACAGCCAAAUCCCUACAACUGGGCCAGCCUCAGCUAUGAUUUAGGGUUCUACGAACUAAAAUAGGGUGCUAUGCUAAUGUGACUUGUCAUGCUUAAAGGGAAAAAUGAGCCUUUAUCACUGUUGUAUAUUUUUCAUAAUAACUUUUGAAAUUCUUGUUUUCUCUUAGGAGAAGUGCCAGACUUCUGAAUUUUUUGAAUAAAACUUCAUGAAUGAU
Eublepharis macularius is the source of this 3267-nucleotide messenger RNA. It is a transcript of the gene TMEM43, whose product is annotated as transmembrane protein 43. Lineage: Eukaryota; Metazoa; Chordata; Lepidosauria; Squamata; Eublepharidae. The record is from RefSeq and is a predicted model, not a curated record. Gene Ontology annotation, biological process: nuclear membrane organization. Bases 119 to 1321 code for a protein of 400 amino acids. The transcript has 12 exons. Gene Ontology annotation, cellular component: nuclear inner membrane.